Molecule: messenger RNA, 1106 nt
Organism: Equus quagga
Lineage: Eukaryota; Metazoa; Chordata; Mammalia; Perissodactyla; Equidae
Gene: RSPH1
Product: radial spoke head component 1
Exons: 8
Coding region: 60-959 (299 amino acids)
Biological process (GO): axoneme assembly; spermatid development
Cellular component (GO): nucleus; motile cilium
Source: RefSeq, a predicted model, not a curated record
UGGUACCUACCGACUGGAGAGGGGCCUGCGGCGGCGGGGACCGAGACUGGGGCAAGGCCAUGUCAGACCUGGGCUCGGAGGAGUUGGAGGAGGAGGGAGAGAAUGAUAUUGGGGAAUAUGAAGGGAGUCGGAAUGAGGCAGGUGAGCGGCAUGGCCAUGGGAAAGCGAGACUGCCCAACGGGGACACGUAUGAAGGGAACUAUGAGCACGGUAAAAGGCACGGCCAGGGGAUCUACAAAUUUAAAAAUGGUGCUCGCUACAUCGGAGAAUAUGCCAAAAAUAAAAAGCAUGGUCAUGGCACAUUUAUAUAUCCAGAUGGAUCAAGAUAUGAAGGGGAGUGGGCAGAUGACCAGAGGCACGGCCACGGCGUGUACUACUACGUCAAUAACGACACCUACACUGGAGAGUGGUUCGCUCAUCAAAGGCACGGGCAAGGCACCUAUUUCUACGCGGAGACGGGCAGUAAGUAUGUCGGCACCUGGGUAAACGGACAGCAGGAGGGUGCGGCUGAGCUCAUUCACCUGAACCACAGGUACCAGGGCAAGUUCUUGAACAAAAAUCCCGCUGGCCCUGGAAAGUAUGUGUUUGAUGUUGGCUGUGAGCAGCAUGGGGAAUAUCGCUUAACAGAUAUGGUAAGUGGCAGAGUCUGUAUCGUUUCCCACACUCGGAGAAGCCGGGCCUGCUCUCAGCAGGAGGGAGGGUGCCUCGGGGGAGGGAGCGCCGCCCCUAUUCCUGUUUCUUUUGCUUCAGGCGCCGGAGAGCCUGCCGAGGAGGCCCAGGCUCUGACGGACAUUUCAGAGGAAGAGACCGAUUCAUUGAGGCCCGGAGAGGAAGACGGAGACGCUGCCACAGAGGAGGGCCAUGAGGACGGCGGGGAGGAGUUCCGAUAUGACAACCUAGACCAGGGAAAUGCUAGCUUUGAAGAAGAAGAAACUAGACAAUUAGAUCCACCAGAAUGAGGGUGCAGCCCAACGCUUAGGAGAUUGUAUUGUGAAAAUGCUCCGUUAUGCGGACGUUACUUAAUUCAUUCACAGUGAUCAGUUAUUCAUCUUUUUUUACUUAGUUGUUUGUUAAAAUGGUUUACAAUUGCAAAUAGAUUUCCUCCU